Messenger RNA from Salmo salar (Atlantic salmon), 4900 nucleotides. RefSeq names its product myelin protein zero (gene mpz). Lineage: Eukaryota; Metazoa; Chordata; Actinopteri; Salmoniformes; Salmonidae. Gene Ontology annotation, cellular component: plasma membrane. The record is from RefSeq and is a predicted model, not a curated record. Gene Ontology annotation, biological process: myelination.
GAGAGAGGGAGAGAGGGAGGAAUGGGCCGGGCCGUGGAGAGAGAGAGGGGUGUGGUUGGGUAUAAACCCUGGGACAGUAGGGUUCUGUUGUUGUCCUCUGUCCUGGCACCGUGCAUCACUCUGUCCUAUCUCUCCAUCGCUCCAUAGUGGGACUCCUCCGUCUGCAACAUCCCUUUAGGAACCCAAAGACUCAGGAACCAUGCUGACCAUUUUGGCGCUAGCAUCGGUCAUACUGCUUGGAAUAGUGCCCCAGCAGUCGGAGGCCAUCGUCAUCUACACGGGCUGGGAGCGUCACGCCCUGGUGGGGUCAGACAUCCGUCUGUCAUGUUCAUUCUUCUCCUGGCGCUGGACUUCCGAUGACGUCACCUUCUCCUGGAGCUACCGGGCCGACGGAGCCAGGGACAGCAUCUCUGUCUUCCACUACACUGGUGGUGCCCCCUAUGUGGACAACAAGGGACCGUUCAGAGACAGGCUGGAGUUUGUGGGGAACCCUGGUCGCCGGGAUGGAUCCAUCCUACUCAAGAACCUGGACUACGGAGACAACGGCACCUUCACCUGUGACGCCAAGAACCCGCCUGACAUAGUGGGACGCGCCUCCAGUGUCAGACUGCUGGUCUUUGAAAAAGUUCCCAUCCAGGCUGGAGUGAUCACGGGGGCCAUCAUCGGUGCGGUGCUGGGUCUGUUGGUGCUCGUCGUGGUCAUCUACUAUCUCAUGAGGUUCCUGGUGGCCCGCAGAGUCUUCAACCUCAGUGUCAGCAAACAUGGAAAGAAAGGGAAGGGUAAAGAGGGAUCUCAGCAGAGACAGGUCCCAGUUCUCUCCAUCGGGGACCCGUCCAAGCUGAAGACCGCCGCCUCAGAAAAGAAGAAGCAGGAGUCACGCAAGGAUAAGAAAUAGGAUACGGAGAGCAGAGAGCUAGAGCCCCAAAAUACAGCCCACACAGCCCACACAGCCCACACAGCCCACACAGCCCAGCACAAAGCACUGAGACAGCCAGGGAGAGCAGGAACAUGGGGAGGGGACUCACCCAAGGGGGAGAGGCCUGACAGGGUGCUGAUGACCAUUGAGCUGGAGCUCUCCAAGGGGGACAAAGAGGGGGAGGGGAAUGGGGGUGGGUCCUCCUCAGCCAAAUCAGCCAGUUUCCUGUCCCAGCUCACCAAAAAACUGACCCUGAAAUAAGUGAAUGAGACAGACAGGGGUUUUAAACGGAGGACGAUACUGUCCGAAAUCAUACUGGAGAGAGAAGCAGAGGAGGGUCUUAGAGAGGCGGUCCUAAUGACCUAAAAGGCUACGUCUCAAAUAGUACCCUAUCCUUAUAUAGUACACUACUUUAGACCAGAGCCCUAUUGGUAGUAGUGCAUUAUAUAGGGAAUAAUAAGGUGCCGUUUGGGAGGCAGAGUAAGUCUGUCUAGUACAGUAUAUUCCUUCCCACGAGAUCUAAGCCUUUACAACUGAAACGAUCAUCAUUACGAUCUUAAUGCCACACUGAGGAGAACAUAGACACAAUACUGAGGAGAACAUAGACACAAUACUGAGGAGAACAUAGACACAAUACUGAGGAGAACAUAGACACAAUACUGAGGAGAACAUAGACACAAUACUGAGGAGAACAUAGACACAGUACUGAGGAGAACAUAGACACAGUAUUGAGGAGAACAUAGACACAGUAUUGAGGAGAACAUAGACACAAUACUGAGGAGAACAUAGACACAAUACUGAGGAGAACAUAGACACAAUACUGAGGAGAACAUAGACACAAUACUGAGGGGAACAUAGACACAAUACUGAGGAGAACAUAGACACAGUACUGAGGAGAACAUAGACACAGUAUUGAGGAGAACAUAGACACAGUAUUGAGGAGAACAUAGACACAAUACUGAAGAGAACAUAGACACAAUACUGAAGAGAACAUAGACACAAUACUGAGGUGAACAUAGACACAAUACUGAGGAGAACAUAGACACAAUACUGAGGAGAACAUAGACACAAUACUGAGGAGAACAUAGACACAAUACUGAGGAGAACAUAGACACAAUACUGAGGAGAACAUAGACACAAUACUGAGGAGAACAUAGACACAAUACUGAGGAGAACAUAGACACAAUACUGAGGUGAACAUAGACACAAUACUGAGGAGAACAUAGACACAAUACUGAGGAGAACAUAGACACAAUACUGAGGAGAACAUAGACACAAUAGUGAUUCCAAAAGUAUGAUAAGUCAAUGAAAACCCUCCAACUACUAACUGUUACUGUCAGGUCAUGAAACAUGCCUUCUGGAUCGCAUCAUCUGACUGCUGGUUGGAUAACAUCAUCUGACUGCUGGUUGGAUAACAUCAUCUGACUGCUGGUUGGAUAACAUCAUCUGACUGCUGGUUGGAUAACAUAAUCUGACUGCUGGUUAGACCACAUCAUCUGACUGCUGGUUGGAUAACAUCAUCUGACUGCUGGUUAGACCACAUCAUCUGACUGCUGGAUGGAUAACAUUAUCUGACUGCUGGUUGGAUAACAUCAUCUGACUGCUGGUUGGAUAACAUCAUCUGACUGCUGGUUGGAUAACAUCAUCUGACUGCUGGUUAGACCACAUCAUCUGACUGCUGGUUGGAUAACAUCAUCUGACUGCUGGUUAGACCACAUCAUCUGACUGCUGGUUGGAUAACAUCAUCUGACUGCUGGUUGGAUAACAUCAUCUGACUGCUGGUUGGAUAACAUCAUCUGACUGCUGGUUGGAUAACAUCAUCUGACUGCUGGUUAGACCACAUCAUCUGACUGCUGGUUGGAUAACAUCAUCUGACUGCUGGUUGGAUAACAUCAUCUGACUGCUGGUUGGAUAACAUCAUCUGACUGCUGGUUAGACCACAACAUCUGACUGCUGGUUGGAUAACAUCAUCUGACUGCUGGUUAGACCACAUCAUCUGACUGCUGGUUAGACCACAACAUCUGACUGAUGGUUGGAUAACAACAUCUGACUGCUGGUUGGAUGACAAUAUCUGAAAAGCUUUGUUUCCAUCCUGUCAUCUUAGAUUUGAUGCAAGGCAGUAUUUCUCUACCACGUCUGUCUGACACUCAUCACAAGGGUCCUGGAUACAGGGACAACCCAAUUUGUUAUUUUCAGCUGUGUCCCAAAUGGCAUCUUGUUCCCUACAUAGUGCACUCUGGGCCUUGGUCAAAAGUAGUGCCCUAUGUAAGGAAUAGGGUGCCAUUUGGGAGACAGAGUCUGGCUUCCCCCUCACACUGGCGUUCUCUCUUUCCCUUUCCUCCUUUCAGUGGAACACUUUGUAUUCAGACUCUUCUCAUUCAAACUGUUCAAGUGGUUUGAAAAACUUUUAAUGCCAACUCUUUCACAUCCUCUCUUUCCUAUUUAUCUCCCCCUCUCUCUCGCUCUCUCUCACCCUCUCUCUCCCCUUCUCUCUUGCUCUCGCUCAUUUCCCUUAUCUCUUUCUCUCCAAUAGAUUUUCUGAAUCUUAUUUCUCAAGGUCUUAAUUUCCUUCCACCUGACUGCUUCAGCUUCCAUAGACCAUACCCCUUUAGACCACACCCCUUUAGACAACACACAUUUAGACCCCACCCCUUUAGGCCACACCCCUUUCCAUCUGCUCCACCUCCUGAUGCACUUGUCCUAUCUCAUUAAGCCCUAUGAAAGAGUAGUCCUAUCAAACUCAGUGUCUCCUCUGCAGAAUAUACAACAUAUAACCCCUCCAGCUAGCAUCAAGUAGAGCUGACCCAGUAUAGACAUGCAGUGUAAUAUAUGGACCCUGCUAAUGUAGAGAUACUAAUGACUUCAGGGAGGGGUCAAAUAGUUCCUGAAAUUUCUAUUAAUGUUUCCUGCUGCUGGUUGCUUAGCUCAAUGGCUCAAUCAGAUCAGAUGAGAGUGGUGUGGAAAGAGAGUGUGAGUGCACCCUGCACUGACGAGUUAGAGAAAUAUGAUUCCAAGCUCUCAGCUUGUGUCGAUGGGUUCAACCCGUAGUUCAUUUCACCGGGUGAUUCAAUCCCUUCACAUUUGAGCUAAUGGAGGUCAUAGUUCUACACUGGACUCUGCUGCUUGGCUGUCGGUGCAUGCUGAAGGUUAGGUUAUUUCUGGCUCCAUAAGGGCGUAUACAGGAUUACUGUAACAGCUGCAAAACAGGAAAAUACUUGUUCGUUUGUGACUGAGAGUAUAUCCCGAAUAUCAUUCUGUUCUCUCUGUUGUUGUGACUGAGAGUAUGUCCGGAAUGAUACUCUAUUCUCUCUGUUGUUGUGACUGAGAGUAUGUCCGGAAUGAUACUCUAUUCUCUCUGUUGUUGUGACUGAGAGUAUGUCCUGAAUGGCACUCUAUUCUCUCUGUUGUUGUGACUGAGAGUAUGUCCUGAAUGGCACUCUAUUCUCUCUGUUGUUGUGAAUGAGAGUAUGUCCUGAAUGGCACUCUAUUCUCUCUGUUGUUGUGACUGAGUCCUUGAAAUUAUGUCACGUUGACAGCCAGUCGACAUUCUCAGGCCCUGACAACAGAGGGAUACCAACAAGUGAUUCAUCCUUAUACUCCUCCUGGUUAUUUUGGUCCCGUUAAUCCGUCCUGCAUGUGUCUCCCCCACUCAGAUCAUUAUUUUAGCACUUGCUGGCAACUGGAUCUCUCUCUCUGUCUGUCUCUUUUUCUCUCUCUCUCCCUCUGUCUCUCUCUCUCACACAGACACUCUCUCUCUCUAUCCUUUAGUGACACUAAGCUAUGUUCCCUCAUAGAUUACCCAAUCCACUCUCCACUCCAUACUUAAGCCUCUUCUAUCUGUAUAGAUACAGACUGUAUCAGACGUCUUCUAUCUGUAUAGAUAUAGACUGUAUCAGACCUCUUCUACCUGUAUAGAUACAGACUGUAUCAGACCUCUUCUAUCUGUAUAGAUAUAGACUGUAUCAGACCUCUUCUACCUGUAUA